AUGCCACGCUCCACCACACUAUGGGCUGUCGCCCUUGUACUGACGAGCUUCUCGGGCCCCGGUCCUUUGCUCACCACAGCCGAGGCCAUGCCAGCGCCAGGUCCACGAGAAACCCCGAUGCGCCCUCGAUACUACUUCCCGCGACAUAUCAAGCGUCAGAUUGUAACCAACACCACCGCGCCGGUGCCAGCGACCCCCUUGCCAUCUGUGACGACGGAUGCCUCUGAUGACAGCUCUCAAGAGCACCUGGAAACGCGACAGUUGGACAUUUCGUCUUUUAUGGAUUCCGUUUUCCACAAGGAACCCGAUGCUUCAUCAGCCUCAUCAUCCUCUUCCGAUCCGAAACGCAGCCCUCCCUCUCAACCUGAUGACAAUGGCCUGCCGUCUCCAACACCCCGACCGAGUGAUCCAACUUCCCCAGACAGGCCCGCUGCAUCCCCUCCGACGGGAAAUCCGCUUGGUGGCCUAGUUCCACCUAUCCUGGACCCCAUUAUUCCACCCACUGGCGAAAAGCCUUCGUCUGCCCCGCCAGAUGUGCCCACUCCAGAGGCACCGGCCUCAAGCCCUUCAUCGGGUGAGCCACUUGGUGGCCUGCUUCCGCCUGUCCUGGACCCCAUCAUCGCACCCACGGGUGCAAUGCCAACGUCUAUAGUCCAGCCCUCCCCGUCUCCAUCCCCAUCCCCGUCCCCAUCACCGUCCCCCGAUGUGCCCACCCAGGAGGAGCCUACGCCAGACUUGCCGGCCUCCAAACCUUCGUCGGGUAAGCCUCUUGGUGGCCUGCUUCCGCCUGUCCUGGACCCCAUCAUCGCACCCACGGGUUCAAUGCCAACGCCCAUAGUCCAGCCCACCCCGUCCCCCGAUGUGCCUACCCAGGAGGAGCCUACGCCAGACUUGCCGGCCUCCAAACCUUCGUCGGGUAAGCCUCUUGGUGGCCUGCUCCCGCCUGUCCUGGACCCCAUCAUCGCACCCACGGGUGCAAUGCCAACGUCUAUAGUCCAGCCCUCCCCGUCUCCAUCCCCAUCCCCCGAUGUGCCCACCCAGGAGGAGCCUACGCCAGACUUGCCGGCCUCCAAACCUUCGUCGGGUGAGCCUCUCGGUGGCCUGCUCCCGCCUGUCCUGGACCCCAUUGUUGCACCCACGGGUUCAAUGCCAACGCCCAUAGUCCAGCCCACCCCGUCCCCCGAUGUGCCUACCCAGGAGGAGCCUACGCCAGACUUGCCGGCCUCCAAACCUUCGUCGGGUGAGCCUCUUGGUGGCCUGCUCCCGCCUGUCCUGGACCCCAUCAUCGCACCCACGGGUGCAAUGCCAACGUCUAUAGUCCAGCCCUCCCCGUCUCCAUCCCCAUCCCCCGAUGUGCCCACCCAGGAGGAGCCUACGCCAGACUUGCCGGCCUCCAAACCUUCGUCGGGUGAGCCUCUUGGUGGCCUGCUCCCGCCUGUCCUGGACCCCAUCAUCGCACCCACGGGUGCAAUGCCAACGUCUAUAGUCCAGCCCUCCCCGUCUCCAUCCCCAUCCCCCGAUGUGCCCACCCAGGAGGAGCCUACGCCAGACUUGCCGGCCUCCAAACCUUCGUCGGGUGAGCCUCUCGGUGGCCUGCUCCCGCCUGUCCUGGACCCCAUUGUUGCACCCACGGGUUCAAUGCCAACGCCCAUAGUCCAGCCCACUCCGUCUCCAUCCCCCGAUGGCCCCACGCCGGAUGAGCCUACGCCAGAUGCGCCAGCUUCAAGCCCUCCAUCGGAUAAGCCACUUGGUGGCCUGCUCCCACCCGUCCUGGACCCCAUUAUUGCACCUACAGGGGCAAUGCCAUCAUCCGUGAUCCAGCCUACCAUACCUGAAAUUAUCCCAGGUGUGGGCUCUACCGGCUUGCUACCAGACAUGAUUGUCACCCCAACGCCUGUUGUAUCACCGCCUGCAGAACCAACAUCGACUGAUGCUUCAAGCUUCCUUGGCCCAUUCAUUGUCCCAGGGACAGGCACGGGUGAUGUGCUUGUACCGAUUAUCCAGCCAACUACGACUUCAGAUCCGCCUGGUGAUCUUCUGUCAUCGCUUUUGGGACCUUUGGAGCCUACUUCUACUGGCUUCGAGGUAGGAAGCACAGGGCUACUCCCCGUAAGCCCUGUGCUUCCCACGAGUGCACCACCGGACCUACUAUCUCUCCCACCCCUGCGCCUUCCAACGACGGGUACGGGGAUUGUGAUCGGUAUCACCACAGCCUUUGGCACUGGAAAUUCGCCUGAGCCCACGCCCACACCCCCGGCUCCGCCUCUCAGCUCCGGCGCCAUUCCUGCCUCUGAGAGUGCAUUUACGAGCUCUGCUCCGUCAGACCCGCAGUCAAUGCCAUCCCCUGUCCCGUCCGAACUGUCUGGUAUUGGACCAACCAGUCUGGGACCAACUGCACCUGUACCGACUACCUCCUUGGGGGGUAUCCUGCCUCCCAUCUUGUCCUCGCUCGGAGAGAAUCUAUCUGGGCUUCUCUCAGCGUUCCCGACCGCCCCAUCAAGCAUUCUCUCGGGUGUAGGGUCAGCUCUGCCUACGACCUCCUCGAGCUUGGUUCCAUCUGGUGUUCUGCCAUCUACUGGAGUGGUGCCAACAGGAACCUUGCCGUCUUCCGUUGUACCAUCGGGCGUGCCGUCAUCAUCCGGAAUCCUGCCAUCUUCUGGCGUGCUUCCGCCUACGGGAUCUUUGCCAACUGGGUUGGUGUCUACUCCUGCCGCUGUUCCAUCAUCUGCUACCAUUCCCACGCCCUCUGAGACGGCCAGUCUCUCCUCGUCUGGUGCCAGUGGCCCUAAUGGUACUACCCCCAGUGCGGGUAUCUCGCCAUCGGGAUCUUCUGUUCCAUCAGGCUCGGUCGGCUCAUCUGCGGCUCCUAUCACGAUCUCUUCGGCGAGCCAAUACGUUAGCAUUCCCGCUUCUGAAGGUCCCUCACCAAUGCCCUCAUCUGGAAUCCCCAGCAGUGCGGCGCCCAUUCCAACAGCAUCGGAAAACACAACCAUCAGUGAUGCUCCUACUCCCACUCCAACCCCUGAGCCGACAUCUUCUACCGUGAGCAGCCAGAGUGACCCCGUAAUCGUUCCCAUCUCGACCGUCAAGCCUUCUCCGGUCAUCUCCUUGUCGGCGACGGCGACGGACAGUGCCACCUCGCUCACUGUUGGAACUAGCAUUGUGCAAGAAGCCUCUAUGAUGCCUACACCCACAGCAAGCCCAACAGCCAGCGGGAUCCCAUCUAGCCUACCUCACAUGAUUGCCCCUCCAGGAGGGGUGCCCAACCAGGUUUCACAGGACACUUUCAUGGGUCAAGUGUGCUUCAAAUGGCCCCUGAACUACCCAUUUGUGUCUGCGAACGACGGUGGUCAGCAGAUUUUCCACUACCUGCCCAAGGCUAUCGCUGAUGGUCUCAAUAUUUCGCAAUCCGAGGUUCAGAACUUUGGUCUCAAGCCUUUGGACACGACGCAGUAUCAGGGCUUCAUCACUACACUCGCUCUGUUCACCAUUCCCAGCGAUCUGCAAAACAAGCUCGCAGCCCAGCUUCGCAACCCCCUCGAUCGCUUUUGGUUCAAUGAGGAUUCGACGGUAAACGACUUGACCAGCCUGAUCAAUACAGCUUGUCCUCUUCCCGCUGGUCAGGUGCCUGGCGAAAGCAGCCUGUCAGACGAUGACGAAAGUGGUGAUCCUGCCUCUACCUCCAACGGAGGCGGAGGUGAUGGUGGGGCUAUGGGAGGUGACAUUGGUGCCAGUCGCAAGGUCAAUUCGACAAGUGCUAUUGUUGCUAGCAGCGCUAUUGUGGGAGCCAUUGCCUACGGUGCGGCCAUGUUCUUUGUGGCACGCCGAUAUAGGAACAAGCGCAUUGCUCACCAGCGUUCAAGCUCCGUUCCAAGCACCAGCCGCAUGACCUAUGGCUCGAUUCCUGGCGGUGCUGCGGCUUGGAUGCAUGGUGCUCGCAAUGGACGGAUCACGCCUGGUAGCCGGGGGAGCCAAGGUAGCAGCGCGAGUCAAGGACGUUCGGUACGAACACAACAAAUAUCCGCCCCAGUAAUGGCCGAGAACUCUCUUGGCUGGAACUGA
Molecule: messenger RNA, 4062 nt
Organism: Plenodomus lingam JN3
Lineage: Eukaryota; Fungi; Ascomycota; Dothideomycetes; Pleosporales; Leptosphaeriaceae
Biological process (GO): hyperosmotic response; establishment of cell polarity; signal transduction involved in filamentous growth
Cellular component (GO): site of polarized growth; extracellular region; plasma membrane
Molecular function (GO): osmosensor activity
Source: RefSeq, a predicted model, not a curated record